Messenger RNA from Linum tenue, 2480 nucleotides. NCBI's taxonomy places the organism in Eukaryota, Viridiplantae, Streptophyta, Magnoliopsida, Malpighiales, Linaceae. The record is from the annotation of a GenBank genome assembly.
CCUAAAGUCAAAACCGAUGGAGCUUUAUGUUUCAUUUAUCCGCAUGCAAUGGAGCUAACAGAAGGGAUAAUAUUUGUCUCCGGGGAGCUUCAAUACGAUAAGGGAUUUACAAUCAUAGAAGAGAGAGAGAGAGAGCAUGAUUAAGAGACUUGACCCAGGAGCUGAAGAGAGCUGCGCUUCUAAUAAGUAGACUGAAAGGUAUUCAAUUGGACGAACGACGAGAAGGGCAAGAAAAUCAAGGGGUUAGCUUUCCAAGUUCCACGAGCGGUGACCCUGGAAGUCGUUUUGGAGCGGGAACAUGGAAGAGACUGAUCGCUUUUCAAUUGAAAUGGAACCCAAGAACCGACUCCCUGCAACUCACAUUGUCGCGUCAAACGAGUCAUCCGAAUUCGCCCGCCUGAAUUGGGUCCUGGCCCGUUCUUCUGUAAUCGGUCUCGAUGCCGAGUGGAAGCCCCUCAAAACUCAACAAUCCGCCUUCCCAAAUGUGUCGCUCCUCCAACUCGCUUGUCAGCUCAGACCUGAACUUUGCUCUGACUCGCUGGAGGAGAAGGAAGACUGGGUGGAGGUUUUCCUCCUUGACCUUGAGUCGAUUCCCCUGCCUUUCAUUUGGGAAUUGCUGAGAGAAGUAUUUAUUUCUCCGGAUAUAUUGAAACUAGGAUUUAGAUUCAAGCAAGAUUUGGCCUACUUAUCCUCAACCUUCUGCUCUCAUGGUUGUGAUCCUGGGUUUGACAAGGUGGAGCCAUAUUUGGAUAUCUUCAGUGUUUAUCAUUAUCUACAGCCAAAGCAACAAGGAAGAAAGGUGCCAAAGGAAACGAAGAGUUUGGCAACUAUAUGCAAAGAAAUACUGGGGAUUGCCCUUUCUAAGGAACUUCAAUGUAGUGAUUGGUCCUCCCGACCUCUUACUGAGGAACAGAAAAACUAUGCUGCUACAGAUGCACAUUGUUUGCUUCAAAUUUUUGCUAUUUUCAAGGAAAAAGUUGCAGAAAAAGGAAGUUCUUCUCGAGUUGUAAAUGUGCUGGAUACUCCGCAUAUUGGGUUGAAAGCAUUUCUUGAGCUAGAUGAAAGAUGUAAUAAACAUCUGAGGAUUAAAACUCAUGAAGCUUUGGCAAUAGUUAGGGCGACUGUUUCUUCUAGACAUUUCCAAAGGAUAGCUUGGGGAGAGGGAGUACUUUCCAGGACAAGAUCUAUAUAUACCAUGCCCAUGGGUGAGUCGUUCGUCAAAAUAGUAAGAAAAUAUGGUGAAAAAAUCCUGUUGAGAGAAUCUGAUAGGAAACCAAGAUCCUCUAAGAAAAGAGGAAAGAGAAAACCUUCCAUGAUCACUCAAGUUACUAGAGAAAAGUGGAUAGAUGAUAAUAUUUGUAGCUGGGAAGGGAGCACGCCAUGGGAAUUGUCCGAGGGUGGUGAUGGCUACCCCAAGUUCCUUUGUGAUGUUAUGGUUGAGGGUUUGGCUAAACAUCUUCGUUGUGUGGGAAUAGAUGCUGCAAUCCCUUGUUCUAGAAAACCAGAUCCAAGGGAAUUAAUAGAUCAAGCAUACAGAGAAAAGAGAGUGGUUUUGACUCGGGAUGCAAAACUAUUAAGGCAUCAGCAUUUGAUAAAGAACCAGAUUUACAGAGUGAAGAGUCUUCUUAAGAAUGAACAACUACUGGAGGUUUGAGAUGACUGCGGAGACCAAACAGAGGAGUUUGCUGGAAUCUUUAGUCGAGUUACCGCGGUUUGAAUUAGUGAUCGAGACCUUUAACCUAAAGAUCAACGAAAAUCAGCUGAUGUCAAGAUGCACCAAGUGCAAUGGGAAGUUUAUUCAAAAGCCGCUAACAACAGAAGAGGCAGUUGAAGCAGCAAAAGGUUUCCAAAAGAUACCCAACUGUUUGUUUAACAAAAAUCUGGAAUUUUGGCAGUGCAUGGAGUGCAACCAACUGUACUGGGAGAUGUCUGGACAUGGAAUGGGUAAACCGGAUAUGAUUAAGGCGAGAAAUAAGGAGAGAAUGGAGGGUCGUGCUUGUAGACUUACGGCGACUGGUAGGAAGGAAAAUGAAGAAAAAAAUCCACCUAAGGUUAGAAGGAAGAAGAAGGCGGAUGUAGUGCGUCCUGACGGCCACCCUACUGUGGGGCAGUUGUCUCUUAGUCGAGGCACUACCAGUCAUGGAGACUUCUUCUUCUCCGGAUUCGCUUUUCUGACAUUGCUGAGGGAUACGAUCCUUCACGUUGUCUGCGCCAGUUUGGAUACCGACAGAUUAUCCCCGCUGCUAUGACGGUACCACAUGACCAGUACCGUCCGGCUUCCGGCAGCAGUUACAUAGUCUUUUGGGAUCCGUGGGUGAAUCAGUUGUGGAAUAACGUGGCAGCUCGUCGUCUAGAGUUGGAUUUUGCUUCUCGGCCGUGCGAGCAGCCAUCGGAGAUCGUGGAGGAGUACGUUGACUGGUUUCUGACUAGAUCGCACCCACGGAUCACCCACCCCACUGAUGAGGAGCCUCAGCCUCGAC